Messenger RNA from Rhopalosiphum maidis (corn leaf aphid), 1933 nucleotides. It is a transcript of the gene Dbp21E2, whose product is annotated as probable ATP-dependent RNA helicase DDX28. The transcript is spliced from 12 exons. The coding region runs from base 136 to 1851 and encodes 571 amino acids. NCBI's taxonomy places the organism in Eukaryota, Metazoa, Arthropoda, Insecta, Hemiptera, Aphididae. The record is from RefSeq and is a predicted model, not a curated record. Gene Ontology annotation, molecular function: nucleic acid binding; RNA helicase activity; ATP binding.
GUUUAUGAAUAUUAUAGAAGAAUUGAAAUUUCCUGAUUUUACAAUUUACUUUGCCCAAAUUGGUUUUCCAGCGACAAUAAUGCGUUAAUAUCCAAUAAUAUAAAGAAUAUACACGACGGUUUAUAGGUGUUUGAAAUGGCAUUUCACGCUCGUGCUGUAAGAUUCAGUUUACAGAGGAUUUGCUUGGCACCUGUGUCGUUUCGACUCAACACACACGCCACAUGUCGUUUGGAUUUGAAAUAUGGUUUGUUAGAAUCUAACGAUGUCUCUAAAUGUAUCUCAAACAUACGAUGCUUUAGCUCUAAAAAUGAAAAAGUUAUCGAUCUUAGUUACACAGACAUUGAUCCAGUGUAUAUACCUGUUAAAAAAGAAAUAGUUGAUGAACAAGAUUUAUAUGAAGAAGAUCAACAUUCAAUUAAUUCUGAAAUUGUUAUUAAAUGUAAAAGAAAAAAUUUAAAUCAUGAGAGGAAUCAAAAAUAUGAUAAAUUCAAAGAAAUUCCUCUGGCAUCAAAAGGAUGGAGAAACAAGAAGGCUAAAGAUGAUUAUUUUACUAUUCAUAUUUAUAAUGAUGAUUAUUUACCGCAAAGUAGAAAGAAUUUAUAUGAAUUUAAUAAUACUGGACUAUCACAAUCUAUUCUUCGUGUUUUAAAACAACAUGGAAUCACCAUUCCUUCACAAAUUCAAGCACUUGGAAUUCCAUCAAUACUGAAAGGAAAAAACACCUUACUUGCAGCUGAAACAGGUUGUGGUAAGACAUUGGCAUACUUGACACCAAUAAUUCAACAAAUAUUAGCUUAUAAAGAAAAAGUAAAAUUUAAUAAUCAGUUCAACAGCCCUUUAGCCUUAGUUAUUGUACCUGGCAGAGAAUUAGCUGAUCAAAUCGGAGAGAUUGCUAAUUGGUUUACUGAAGAUUUACCAUUGAAUGUAAAGGUAAUUACUGGAGGGCACACAAAAAGGCUGAUAGUUAAUCCAGUUUUCGAGGAAAAUGAUAUUGUUAUUGCUACAUUAGGAGCACUAAGCAAAUUAACUAACACUGGCAUAUACUCAAUGCGUUAUGUUCGCCAUGUUGUACUUGAUGAAGCAGACACUCUAAUGGAUGAUAGUUUCAAUGAAUUAAUGACUCGUUUCUUAUCUAGAUUCCAAUUUAAAGGUCAUAAUGAAAAUUCUAAUUUGACUCAAUUGUUAUUGGUUAGUGCCACAAUGCCAACAAGCCUAUCCGAUAUAUUGGGUGAUAUAAUUGAUAUGGACUGUUUGAACAAGAUCAAAACAGAUAAAUUACAUGCAAUUCUUCCUCAUGUUCAACAAAAAUUUAUUAAAAUCAAUCUAGGUGAAAAACCAUCAAAUUUAUUGUUACACGCAAAAAAACUUGCUAAAAGCAAUACUCCAACAAUAAUAUUUUGUAAUAAAUCGAGUACCUGUGAUUGGGCUACUAUGUUUUUAAAUGAAAAUGGCAUCGAGGCAGUAAAUUUGCAUGGUGAUAUGCCAUAUGAAAUUAGACUUGGUAAAUUCAAAAAAUACCAAGAUGGCAAAGUAAACAUUAUGGUUAGCACAGACGUGGGAUCCAGAGGAUUAAAUACAAUUAGAACUAAGCAUAUAAUAAACUAUGACUUCCCUUCCUAUAUUGCUGAUUAUAUUCAUCGAUGUGGGCGCACUGGACGGUUAAAUGCUGGUACUGAUGGCAAAGUCACAAAUUAUAUCAGUACAAAUAACGAUGCUGAAUUAGUUCAAAAAAUUGAAUUAGCUGCACGAACAAUGAAAUCUUUACCAAACGUCAAUGGGAAUAUAACUAAAAUAAGAAGAUUUCACAUAUUGAAUGAACUGGAAAAUAAAGCAGCCAAAAAAUUAGAUUAAUAUUUAUUAUUAUUAUUUUUAUUACAUUUUAUAUUUGUGCAUGUUUAUUAAAUUUCAAUUAAAUAUGUUGUUGAUGACAAUA